This is a messenger RNA of Pangasianodon hypophthalmus (striped catfish), 2195 nucleotides long. It is a transcript of the gene arf3a, whose product is annotated as ADP-ribosylation factor 3a. The transcript has 5 exons. Gene Ontology annotation, molecular function: GTP binding; GTPase activity. Gene Ontology annotation, cellular component: cytoplasm; plasma membrane. The coding region runs from base 153 to 698 and encodes 181 amino acids. NCBI's taxonomy places the organism in Eukaryota, Metazoa, Chordata, Actinopteri, Siluriformes, Pangasiidae. The record is from RefSeq and is a predicted model, not a curated record. Gene Ontology annotation, biological process: intracellular protein transport; vesicle-mediated transport.
AUGGUACGCUGAUGCCUUGGAUAAUCUCGCGAGAUCAUAAGACAACGACGUUCUAAUGCUGAAUUGUGCGUGUAACGCCGUUAUCGCGAGACUUGCGCGAGGCGAUUGGACUUGUCCGGCGUCGUUGUCAGAGGAAAGGCCAGCCAGCUACCAUGGGGAACAUUUUUGGCAACCUCUUAAAGAGUCUUAUAGGGAAAAAAGAGAUGCGGAUUUUGAUGGUCGGCCUGGAUGCAGCUGGGAAAACCACAAUCCUGUACAAACUGAAGCUCGGAGAGAUAGUCACAACGAUUCCCACCAUCGGGUUUAAUGUGGAGACAGUGGAGUACAAGAACAUCAGUUUCACAGUGUGGGAUGUCGGUGGUCAGGACAAAAUCAGGCCUUUGUGGCGACACUACUUUCAGAACACACAGGGCCUGAUAUUCGUGGUGGACAGUAAUGACCGAGAGAGGGUGAAUGAGGCCAGAGAAGAGCUGAUGAGGAUGCUCGCUGAAGAUGAACUGAGAGAUGCAGUGCUGCUGGUGUUUGCUAACAAGCAGGAUCUGCCAAACGCCAUGAACGCAGCAGAGAUCACUGACAAGCUGGGCCUUCACUCACUUCGCCACCGUAACUGGUACAUCCAGGCCACUUGCGCCACCAGCGGUGACGGCCUGUACGAAGGCCUCGACUGGCUGGCCAACCAGCUCAAGAACAAGAAGUGAGGCGAAUCUGUGGACAGCUGAGCUGCAGCUCAUCAGGGAGCACCAGUGGGUUUCUUUUACUGUGUUUACAAGAUGAGAGUGGAAAGAGCAGGCCGGCUCAGAGUCCAGCUGCGUAGCCUGUACUUUUCAUACUUUGUAAAAAUGUCACUUUAAACCCCCACUCCCAUUUUGAUGAAUCUACUAUGAUAUAUAAUGAUAGAAAAAUAAGUAGCACGUCUCCAUAUCAUAUUUUUGAAGGGUGUGAAUUGAAGUGAUUCAGCAAACAAUAAUAAGGGAUGAUGCUGAUUUUUUGUUGUUACUGUGGUAUUGAGGCUGUAGUGUUAAAUGCAGGUCAUUUAAACUAUUAUAACGUGCUGCCCUAACGGCUCAGAGAUCUUAUCUAUAGGAAAUAAAUUGAACUGAAUGAAGCGCAGAACGAUCCAAGAAUGCUAGAUGUGUUUCUAUUUUAUAUGUUUUUGUUAGAGUAAUGCUUUUGAGGUUUUAGAGUAACACUCUGUGUAUUAUUAGCAUUUAGAUUUGUGGUGAAACAGUAAUACAUUUUGACUGCUUGCGUAUAUUGCCCUGUUUUGAGUGGGCCUCUGCGAGUUUAUGCACAGAUAGAUGACAUGAUCACUACUCGAUUUUAUUUAUUUAUUUAUUUAUUUAUUUUCGCAUGUAGACAUUGACUUGACAGAAUGAUACAGUGGCUGCACAUUUCUUGGCUCAUCAGUUACACGUCAGUCAAAACGAUUUACUGUUUUUGCAUGUUGCCUCUCUGGCGUGGUAGUCUGUGCUCUGCUUUUUCAUUAAAUCUGUUGCAUGUGUUUAUUAGAUGCUGUGCAUUACACAAGAGUAGCUCUCUCUAGCUCCAGGAGAGGUCUAGCUGUUCUUUGAGUUCUUUAGAGGGUUAGAAGCCACUGUAUUCAUAUCACUCAUCAUAUAUUGGUGAAUGAGAACAAUGAUUUGUAGUAUCUGAAAAGAAAUUUGUAUUAAGUCAUGUGCUCCUGAUCAAAACAUGUUUUUUUUAAAAGCAUCGUCCAUAAUUUCCGUAGUGAUGCUGAGAUUCUAAUGGUUAAAUCAAACAAUUCAUUCAACAAUGCUGUGUUACAACAGAGCAUCUCACAGGACCUCAGCAUGUCUCUCUGCUCGACUGUUUACUUUCUCACUGAACUUCUUAACUUAUCCUACUGCUGCCCCAUGAACAAUCAUUAUACAGCAUGGUUUAAACACAUUUUUCCACUAAAACAUAAUUAUCAGCCAUUCCACUCAUGACACCACAAAAAGUGAUUUUUUUUCUUCAUUUGUUUAUUUAUUAGUGACCUUUAUAUUAGUGGAAGAUUAAAUAUAAUGGGCAGCUGAACCACUAUUUAUUUGUACCAAUUGUACAAAUCAAGUUAGAACCACUUACUUAACAUGCUGAUAAGAUGAUUGACUGCCAUUAAUACAAUGUAUCUACCUAUGUGAAUAUACCCAAUAAUUUAUUGAACAAAACUAUCCAAUAAACUCUCUGUGACAAAA